AUAGGUUAAGUAGUCUAAAUGUGAAUCGAUCAGAGACUUGAAGGAAAAAAUUAAUAUAUAUCAAUUUACAAACAAGAAUAACUAUUUUUGUGCUUGCCAGCUGAUGUAACACCAAUAAACAGGCCCCCGACAGUCGAAUCCUCCACCCGCAAGGGAGGGGUCCUAGCUGUUUGUAGACUUUACAACGGCACUUUAACUUAGAGCUGAGCUCACGUUAAUGAAGCAACAGAAAACAAAUUAGAAACGAUAAUAAGAAAAAAAACAAAGCGAAUUACUAUGUUCCCGUAUAGUUCUCGUUGCGUAUAUGAUCAUAUUCUUAAAGUUUACUUUGCAGUGCUGCUGUUUUGCGCAUCCUCUGUGGAAAGUCAACAAAGAGGGCUCUUCCCGUCCAUCUUCAACCUCGCCAGCAUCUCCCAGAUAUCCACCAAUGCCACCUGCGGUGACCUGGUCCCUGAGACGUACUGCAAGCUAGUGGAGCAUGUUCCAACACGACAGAUCCUCGCCCGGCAGUGUGGGAUCUGUGACCUACACAGCACCAACUCAGAAGAGAGGCAUCCCAUUACCAACGCCAUCGACGGGACUAACGCUUGGUGGCAAAGUCCCAGUAUCAAGAACGGCAAUCAGUUCCACUGGGUGACCAUCACUCUGGACUUGCGACAGGUCUUUCAAGUGGCCUAUGUUAUUGUCAAGGCCGCUAACUCACCGCGACCUGGAAACUGGAUCCUGGAGCGAUCUCUGGAUGACAUUGAGUAUCAUCCCUGGCAAUACUACGCCAUAAGUGAUGCAGAGUGUCUGACUCGCUACAACAUCACCCCUAACACUGGGCCUCCUGCCUACCAGCAGGAUGACGAAGUCUCCUGCACCUCUGAAUACUCGCGGCUCGUCCCCCUGGAGCACGGAGAGAUUCACACCUCCCUGAUCAAUGGGAGACCCAGUGCAGACAACCCCACCCCCGAGCUCCUCAAGUUCACCACCGCCCGCUACAUUCGCCUGCGGCUGCAGAGAAUCCGUACCCUCAACGCUGACCUCAUGACCAUCGCCCACCAGGACCCCAGUGAGGUGGAUCCCAUCGUCACACGGCGGUACUACUACUCCAUCAAGGACAUAUCAGUGGGUGGUAUGUGUAUCUGCUACGGCCAUGCCCGCACCUGCCCCUGGGACCCCGUCACCAAGAUGCUCCGGUGCGAGUGUGAGCACAACACGUGCGGGGAAAACUGCAAGGAGUGCUGCCCGGGACACCACCAGAAGCCGUGGAGGCCGGGAACAGCACUGAGCGGCAACAUGUGUGAAAGGUGCAACUGCCACAACAAAUCGGACGACUGCUUCCACAGCCGGACAGUAGCUGAACUCGAGCUGAGCCUCAACUCAUACGGUCAGCGCUCUGGCGGGGGCGUCUGCAUCAGCUGCACUCAGAACACCGCCGGUGUCAACUGCGAGAGCUGCGCAGAUGGCUUCUUCAGACGCAAGGAGGUGUCCCCAUACGAUGACCACCCGUGCGUGCAGUGUGAGUGCAGCUCCAUCGGAUCCCUGAGUCAGGUCUGCGUUAAGGACAUGGAGCACGCCAGGCCGGACGAAGGUGUGCUGCCUGGACAGUGCCCCUGCAAAAUGGGCUUUGCCAGCUGGCGCUGUGAUCACUGCGCCGCCGGUUACCGGGACUUCCCCUCAUGCACGCCCUGCAGCUGCAAGCUGGACGGCAGCCUCGGCGUCGACCCCUGUGCACAGUGCGCAUGCAAGGCCAACGUCAUGGGGCAGAACUGCGACCGGUGCAAAGAGGGAUUCUACAACCUGCAAGUGGCCAACCAGCAGGGCUGCACAGAGUGCUUCUGCUUUGGGGUGUCCCAAGACUGCAAGAGCAGCCCCUGGUUCAGGGGUCAGGUGAUGCACCGUGGUGCUUUGAUGCUUCCGGCCCCCCUAACCAUCCCUAUGGCCUCCCCCCUCGGAGCCGCAGAGCUCCUGUUCUCCUGGGCUGCUCCCAGAUCAUUUUUGGGGAACAAGCUCACGUCGUAUGGUGGCUUUCUGAGUUAUGCCAUUAUGCUGAAUGGUUCCGUGACGGGCAGGAGUCGACCCCCCUCCUCACACUUCUGUAUCGUUAUUCAGGGGAAUGGGAGGACCCUUCGGCAGGCAAUGUCUGAGGAGCUUCAGCUGGUCCCAGGGAAGGAGUACCAUGUCGAUGUGAAAAUCGAGCCAGGAAACUUUGUGAACCUGGACACGAGUGUAGUGGCCAAGCGGGCCGAGCUGAUGACCAUUCUGGCUGACAUGGCACACCUUUGGAUCCAGGCAAAAUCCAUCAAGAACUUGGAUGGAGAGCUGUGGUUGAGCUCUGUGGCUAUGGACAUAGCCGACCCCAACGGCACCAGCUACACCCGGGCCUUGGAGGUGGAGAGCUGCGAGUGUCCCAGGGGCUACGCCGGGAUGUCCUGCGAGCUCUGCCUACCUGGGUUUUACCGUGUCAACGGGACUCUCCAUGGCACCUCCUGCCUCGAGUGCCAGUGCAACGGCCAUGCCUCACGGUGCGAUACCAGCGGCGUCUGUCUGGGGUGUGAGCACAAUACCACCGGCCCACACUGCCAGUGGUGUCAGCCUGGUUUCUAUGGUGACCCCACAGCGGGAACCCCAGAGGACUGCCAACAAUGUAGCUGCCCGCUACCCACCAUGGACACCAAACUUGUUCAUUUUAAGCCACAAGUGGAGGAAUGUGUGGGUUUAUGUUUUAGUCCCACUUGCCACCUUGACGAUGAGGGACAGAUGAUGUGUGACCAGUGCCAGCUGGGCCACACAGGCUCCCGGUGCGAGAGGUGUUCUGACGGUUACUACGGAGACCCCAUGGCCCUGGGUGGAGGCUGCCUUCCAUGCGACUGCAGUGGUAAUGUGGAUCCAGAAGACCUUGUCAAAUGUGACCCGAUCAGUGGAGAGUGCCUGAAGUGUACAGGCCACACGGCGGGCUGGCGCUGUGAGAGGUGCCGGGACGGCUACUUUGGGGAUGCCAUAGUUGCCAAGAACUGUCAGGCGUGUGGGUGCCAUGUAAACGGCUCCUACUCCGGCGUCUGCGACCUGACAACGGGACAGUGCGCCUGCAAGCCCAACGUAGCGGGACGGAAGUGCAACCGGUGCGAGGUAGGAUACUACAGCCUGCUCAGCGGGACGGGCUGUGUGACGUGUAACUGCAGCCAGGUGGGGUCGCUGUCUGACCGCUGCAACAGAGAAGGAGCGUGCCUCUGCAUCCAGGGCGUGGCAGGGGUCAAGUGCGAUCACUGUGCCCCCAACCACUAUGGGACCGUGGAAACCGGCUGCAAAGAGUGCAUCUGCGCACACACGCAUGGCCACUGCCUGCCGGACACAGGGCAGUGCGUCUGUCCACCCAACACACGGGGGCAGGCGUGCGGACUGUGUGAGGAUCUUCACUGGGACCACAGCUUGGAGACGGGUUGCAAGCCAUGUGACUGCAGUGCCGUCGGCGCCCUGAUGCCCCACUGCGACCUUUCUAGCGGCCAGUGCCUGUGCCGGCGUGGCUUCGAUGGGCCCAGGUGCGACCGGUGCGCCCCAGGUUUCAGCGGCUACCCGAAGUGUGCCCCCUGCAGGUGCAACAUGCGCGGCACGCGGGAGGAAUUCUGCAAUAAGGACAUGGCUGCCUGCAUCUGCCGCGACCGCGGCAUCUGUGUCUGCAAGGACAAUGUGCACGGUGUCUCCUGUAACAAGUGCAAGCGGGGGGCCUUCGGAUUGGCGGCGGCGCUCCCCGAGGGCUGCAGUCCUUGCUUCUGCUCUGGGGUCUCCUCAGACUGCGUGGAGGCCACCAAUCUGCUCAGAGCUUCCAUCACGCUGGGCGAGUCCGACCAGCUGGCCAUGGUCAGCAAAAAGGAUGGGAUAGGCGCUAUGGACAGCGUCGUCUCCGAUGAGAACAUUGUAGGUCUGGACCCCAGCCCGGCCCAGAGCUCCUGGUGGCACACUGGUCCUUACUACUGGCAGCUCCCCCCCAAAUUCAAGGGAAACAAGCUGAUGUCUUAUGGAGGUAAGCUCCGCUAUGCCGUGACCUUCCACGCCCUGGGCGACACACCCCAAGUCCUCAUGGGGGGAGGACACCAAAAUAAAGCGGUCAUCUACCUGGACGUUCCCGUUCUGGAUAGCAGGAUGAAGACCGAACACGAGAUCUGGAUGACAGAGCACAAGUGGAAGUAUUUCGGCUCCAGCCACGGCGUCACGCGUGCAGACUUCAUGUCCGUCCUGGGCAAUGUGGAAUUCAUCUUAGUCAAAGCCUCACAAAGCAGCGAAACGAAUUGGAACAGGCUGACUAACUUCUCUAUGGAGACCGCGGUGGAGGCUGGGGAAGGUCCGAUGGGCGGGGAGGUGGCUCGAUUCAUCGAGAAGUGCAGGUGUCCAUCAGGGUAUGCUGGACUCUCCUGCCAGGAUUGUGCCCCCGGCUACUUCAGAAAGGCCAAAUCAGCACUGAGCCCUGGAAGCGAGGAUCUGUCUGUCCAGCCCUGCCUCCCCUGCCAGUGCAACAACCACAGCUUGGCCUGCGAUGUGCUCACUGGAAUCUGCCAGGACUGUCAGCACAAUACCAUAGGGGACCACUGCGAACUCUGUGCCCCAGGGUAUUAUGGGAAAGUGGAGGGCUCUGUCAGUGAUUGCUCCAUGUGUUCCUGUCCUCCUGGAAAUAAAAAGAGCUUUAGCCCCACCUGUCAUCUGGAAGGCAUGAAUGACUAUCGCUGCGAUGCUUGUGAAAAAGGCUACAAGGGGCAGUACUGUGAACGGUGUUCCCCAGGUUACACGGGGACCCCCACCGAGGCUGACGGCCGCUGUGAGCCAUGCCAGUGCAGUUCCAGCGGGGCCCUGCACCACCGCUGCCACCAGCUGACGGCGCAGUGCGAGUGCAGGCCGGGCAUCCGCGGGCUCCGCUGCGACGAGUGCGAGGAAAGACACGCCCUGUCCGGGGAGCGGUGUAUCGCAUGUGAUGAUGAGUGUACCGGAGUGAUCCUGGACGAAUCUGAAGGAUUGGAUCAGUCAGUGAAGGCUGCUAACCAGGUCCUAGUCCCAUACAGCCUUCUGUGGUCCAUGGAGAGCAGCACAGAAGAGCUGAAGACCCUCCUGUCUCCUGAGACGCUCCCAAUCAGUUUGUCACUCCAAGCCCAACAGCAGCUGACAGAACUUUCCAAAGACAUUUCAGCACUGCAGAUGAAGGCAAACAAGCUCUUGGAUGAAGGAGACGUUCUGGAUGAGGACACCAAACAGACGCUGACCAUGAGCCAAGAACUACUGGCGCUGGUUGCUAACAUCCACUCGGAAAGUUGUGCUUUAGAGGAAACAGUCAGCAGUCUGAACAAAACCCUGCAAGAUGUCAACACCACCCAGCUGAUGGAGCUGAUACCACCCAUGCUGGGGGCCAUGAGCCAGGUCAACAUGAGCCCUGGCCGGACCACGGCCUCCGACGCACUCGGGGCCGCAAUUGGGCUCCAUUGGAUGGUUCAGAGGGAUUUCCACACACCCUGGCAGGAAAUGGAAGCACUGGUCAAGUCGGUCAGCUUCAAACUAUCACAGAAGGAUGUACAGCUGCAGAGCGCACAGGAGCAGCUGCUGCUUAUCCGCUCCAAGAUAAGCCACACCCUCCGGCUGCUGGUCCCCGCCCCUGCCAACCUGGACAAGUUCCAUGAGCGGAAACAGAGCGUUGGCGUCCUGGUAGAGGCGGCCAAGAUGCAGCUGGUGGAGGCCUGGGAUCUCCUAGCUGAUAUUAACAACACGUUGGACAAUACAGGCACUGCUCCAGUUCUUUCGGACAUCCACGGUCAGCUCGGGGCUGAGAGCACAGCUUUAAAAGAGCGAGUGGACACACUGGGGACUCGCUUGGAGAAUGUUUCAGAAUUGAUGUCUGAAGUGGAGGAUCACACACAGCUGCUGCAGGACAAGGCCCUCGUGCUGCACACAGUUAUACUGGCCGCAAAGAAUUCUUCCCUGAAAGCAAUCAACGCCCUCUUUGUUAACUUCAAAAUCUUCCUGGACAUUCAGGAAGCAGAGUACUUGGCAGAGCUGGCCGACAUGAUGGCUCCCGUAGUGGACGACUCUGUGAGAAACCAGAGCGUUGAGGCUAUGCAGCACAGUCACAUGAUCUGGGCAGAGGGUGCGGCACUCAACAGUCCUGUUGUCGACCUCUCUAUGAAUGUCACUGAAAGGAGUCAGGAGCUCAACUCAAUCCGAGAACGGAUCCACAGCAUCCCCAGCCAGCUGCCCAAGUCCUUGACCAUCAGCGAGGCUAAGACGACCAGUCAAAAGAUCCUUGAGUCCAAGGAGCUGGUGUCUAUGGCUAAUGCCUCCCUGCAGUCCACGCUGCAGCUGCUCCAGAACCUCAGCCAGAAGCUGGAGGAGUCCUCCAUCUUGGCAGCUCAGGUCAAUAAGGACACAGAGGCCACAGAAAGCUUGCUCAGCAUUUCCCAAGAGGCUGUGAAGGCCAUGGAGUCUGUGUUUGGGGAGGUGGAGGCCCGGGUUCAGCAUCUUUCGGAUCGCCUCGGGCCCCUCAGGACCCUGGGCGAGCAUCUGAGCCGGAACCUGUCUGAAAUCCGAGAAUUAAUCAAGCAGGCACGCAAGCAGGCCAGCUCGAUUAAAGUGGCCGUGUUGGCAGACCAAGACUGCGUGCGCGCCUACAAGCCUGAGCUGUCCUCCAGCAACCUGAACACCCUGACCCUGACCGUGAAGACCAGUGAGGCAGACAACCUUCUCUUCUACAUGGGCAGCAACUCCAGUGAUGACUUCCUGGCCGUGGAGACGCUCGGUGGGAUGGUCUCCUUCCUCUGGGAUGUGGGCUCUGGACAUGGUAAACUGGAGUAUCCUGACCUCCAAAUUGACAACGACAGGUGGUACCGGAUACAUGCGAGAAGGUUCGGACGACGUGGCUCCCUGAACGUUUGGGACCUGCAGUCGAACCCGAGACCCACUGUGGAGGCCUCUUCUCCUGGCCUCUCCGUGGUGCUGGACGUGGAUGAGUCCACCCUGAUAUUUGUCGGGGGACUUGGCAGACAGAUCAAGAAAUCUGAGGCUGUGGAGGCCACUGACUUCAGUGGCUGUAUGGCUGAGCCCUGGCUCAACGGCAAGAACAUCGGGCUGUGGAGCUACGUGGAGAGACACGGGAAAUGCCAGGGCUGUUUCACAAGUCUGCAUGAAGAAGAAGAAGAAGAAGCCUCUUUUCAGUUUGACGGCAGCGCGUACGCGGUGGUGCAAAAAGCCCUUCGCUCUUCAGCAACCCACAUAGUCAUGCACUUCAAGACCUUCUCUCCGAACGGCCUGCUUAUUUACAUGGCCUCUGACACCAUGAAAGACUUUUUGGCCAUUGAGCUUGUGGAUGGAAGAGUACAAUUGACCAUUGAGCUUGGAGAAGGGCCGCUCGUCCUCAGCACCACCGAGCCCUACAACACUGGGAAAUGGCACCAAGUCACCCUUCAUAGGGAUAAACAUAACGGUCUGCUGACGGUAAUAGACACCAGUGACCCUAGCAAUAAAGAGGAAUUGGAGGGCCAGUCUCUUGGCACGGAUUCUGACCUGAACCGCUCAGAACAUGACCCCAUCUACAUUGGCGGGCUUCCUGAAAUCAGAUCAGCCUUAUUGCUGCCCAGUACAAGGUCAUUCACUGGAUGCAUCAAAGACGUGGAGAUCAGUCGUACGAACUUCGACCUGCUAGAUAAUGCUCACGGUGUGACAAAAGGAUGUGUUUUAGAGCCUAUCCACAGUGUCACAGUCCGAAGGGGGGGCUUUCUGGAGCUUCCCGCCUUGACGCUGCUCCCACAGGCUGAAGUAAUGGCCACCUUCUCCACACACAGUGGUAAUGGUCUCAUUCUGGCGGGCUUCACUGAGGCCGAGCGGCGAAAGCGCUGGCAGAACAACCAGCCUUUCCUCGCUGUCGCACUGGUGUCCGGCCAGCUGGAGGCGCACGUGAGUGCGGGUGAGGGAGACACACGUAAGGUUGUGCUACAGUCGAGGACCGGGACCUUCAGCGAUGGGCAGAAACACUCCCUCAUCCUCCAGUGGCAAAACAGGACAGUGACGUUGCUUGUGGAUGAGGACAGUCAGGACACUGUGACCUUGGGCCCAUCAUCCGAGGAUGAAACCCUGAGCCAGUCCGUCUUUUACGUGGGUGGGCUUCCUCCGGGGAUGGCUGCUGGGGCCCUUGGGAUCCUCGACUCCUUCCACGGCUGCAUCAGCGACUUGGCCGUGGACUCCGUGCUCCUGAACUUCUCCAGUGCGGUGCAGCAUCAGGGCAUAGAGAUGGCCUGCAUGCUGGUCCUGCCGGAAGAGACGACGGCUGGGCCCACCCAGACCCCACCUGCUUCUGUCACCUCCCCCCCAGCCACCCUGAGCCAUGCCACAUGUGCCGCAGCAGAUCAGACAGAAAGUAUCCCCGGCGCCUACCAGUUCGGCAUAUUGAGGCACAGUCACAUGACCCUCAACAUUAGCGAGCAAGCCGUUCGGGCCGGCUUCUCUUUGGAGCUCUCCCUGCGCACCUUCGCUUCCAGCGGCCUGCUCUUCCACAUGGCGGCCCCCACCCAGACAGACUACGCCACGCUGCAGCUGUGGGGGGGGCAGCUCUUCUUCACCUGCAACCUCGGCAGGAAUGCGGCCACCGCCAGCCUUGCCGAGCACGUCGAUGACGGCCAGUGGCACGCGAUCAAAGCAGACUUUGGGAAGAGGAGUCUGAAGAUCAGUGUUGACGGCCAGGAGUCCACCACAGUGCAGGCCAAGGGGAAGACCAACAAUUUGGAUGUGAGGGGCAUACUGUACCUGGGAGGCUUGCCAUCAAACUACAAAGCCAAGAGCAUCGGAAAUGUGACCCACAGCAUCGCUGGCUGUGUGAGAGGAGUGACCCUGAACGGGGUCCCCCUGGACAUGGAAAACCCCAUCGCGUCCUAUUCCACCUCAGGGUGCUUCUCUCUUGUCCAGAAGGGAACCUUCUUGGGUGGUAGUGGAUUUGCAGCUUUCGCUAAGGAAGGCUACAAGGUGGGCAUGAAUGUCAAGGUGGACCUGGAGUUCCGCACCACGGCCCUCAACGGCGUUCUGCUCGGAGUCAGCAGCACCAAGGCGGAUGGGAUUGGGCUGGAGCUGAUCAAUGGACAGGUGUGGUUCCACGUGAAUAACGGGGCGGGCCUCAUCUCCGCCGCCUACGACCUGGAGCAGCACGGCCAGCUGUGCGACGGCCUUUGGCACACGGUGACGGCCAAUAAGACCAAGCAUGGCGUGAGUCUGACGGUGGACGGGGUCACCGUGCGCAGCGAGAACCCGCAUCCCCGGGCCUCCUCAGUGGACUCCAACAACCCCGUCUACGUGGGGGGCUUUCCUGCUGGAGUGACGCAGAGCUGCCUGACCACCAGGGCUCCCUUCAGCGGCUGCAUGGCUAACGUCCGUCUCGCUAAGGGCGCCCAGGUCCGAAAGCUGGACUUCAGCAAGGCCUUCGUUCUCCGUGGGAUCGUCCCGUAUUCCUGUCCCGGAGCGCCGGCAUCACCCCCUCAGUGAAGCCCCCCCAUGAAGAUAUCAAGGCAGGAAGAGGCCCCCAAAAAUACCUGUGCCUUCUUAAACCUUGCGUCCAUUAUAUACAGUUUAUUUGUUCAUAAACACAUGAAAUGAUAAAAACCGAGUUUGGCAGAAAAUAUAUCAUCUUUUGAGGGAAAAGAUUCACUGAAGGUAAUAUUAGUGCCAAAAUUACAUUGUAACACAUCAGCAAACAAACAAAAAAAUGGUACAUUUAGGUAUGGAGGAGAAAAAUUAAAUAAAAAAUAAAUAUAAAAUCUU
Molecule: messenger RNA, 9762 nt
Organism: Paramormyrops kingsleyae
Lineage: Eukaryota; Metazoa; Chordata; Actinopteri; Osteoglossiformes; Mormyridae
Product: laminin subunit alpha-1-like
Biological process (GO): regulation of embryonic development; regulation of cell migration; cell adhesion
Molecular function (GO): signaling receptor binding
Source: RefSeq, a predicted model, not a curated record